CUCUCUCUCUCUCUCUCUCUCUCUCUCUCUCUCGUCUCUAGCUUUCAUUUGUUAAUACCAGAGACUCUGUUGCAUCAGAUAUGGUGGUGGUGGAGGAAGAAAGAGGCAUAAAAGAAGGGCUUUUACAGCUCAAUGACCAAAACGACGAUCCUGAAUGUCGAAUUACAGCUUGUGUUAUCUUUAACUUUUGGUGUUGCUACUGGUUAUACAUCAGGUGCUGAGAUAGAACUUAUGAAGGAUUUAGAUCUUUCUAUCGCGCAAUUUUCAGCGUUUGGCUCAUUGGCCACGUUAGGAGCUGCAGUUGGUGCACUGUUCAGCGGUAAAAUGGCUAUGGUCCUCGGCAGAAGAGGGACAAUGUGGGUCUCAGACAUCCUAAGCAUCACUGGUUGGCUUUCCAUCGCUUUCGCUAAGGAUGUGAUGUUGCUGAACUUCGGAAGAAUCUCCUCAGGGAUAGGUUUCGGCUUGACUAGCUAUGUGGUACCUGUCUAUAUAGCAGAAAUUGCACCGAAACAUGUCCGCGGUACAUUUACCUUUUCAAAUCAGCUUCUUCAAAAUGCUGGACUCGCCAUGGUUUAUUUUUGUGGGAAUUUCAUGACUUGGAGGAUGUUGGCUGUAUCAGGUGCUUUACCAUGCAUCAUUCAAGUAAUCGGUUUAUUCUUCGUACCAGAGUCCCCAAGAUGGCUGGCAAAAGUUGGUACAGAUAAAGAACUAGAAAAUUCACUGCUUCGGCUUAGAGGGAGAGAUGCUGAUAUUUCACGUGAAGCCUCCGAAAUUAAAGUUAUGACCAAAAUGGUAGAAAAUGAUUCGAGGUCGAGUUUUUGUGAUUUGUUCCAGAGAAAAUAUAGAUACACCCUCGUGGUAGGAGUUGGGCUAAUGUUGAUACAACAAUUCUCAGGAAGUGCUGCUGUAAUCUCUUAUGCAAGUACCAUUUUUAGAAAAUCUGGUAAGAUUAAGCUUUUGAUUCUUUUUAUAUAGACACGUCACACAUAUACAAAUUGAAUCUGCAAGUGAUGUAUUUGCAUAGAAUUUCCAGUUUUUAUAAGAUUUUUUUCAUUACUUUUGUGGAAGAAAAUAUCUUAGUAAAUAUUUACCAUGAGGUUCCUCUUUCCAUUUACUUUUUGGUUAAAAUUUAUUUCUCAAAAAAAAAAAGAGUAUAUAAAUGUAUGGAGGAGAGUAAAAGCUGAUCAAAAUAAUAAAAUGGAAAAACAGAGCACAAGCUGAAGAACAAAAAACAGGUUUUCCAACUUUUUUUUUUCUUUGCUUAGUAAUUUGUUUUGAGUU
Camelina sativa (false flax) is the source of this 1281-nucleotide messenger RNA. Its product is annotated as sugar transporter ERD6-like 17. Gene Ontology annotation, biological process: transmembrane transport; carbohydrate transport. Gene Ontology annotation, cellular component: membrane. Gene Ontology annotation, molecular function: sugar transmembrane transporter activity. NCBI's taxonomy places the organism in Eukaryota, Viridiplantae, Streptophyta, Magnoliopsida, Brassicales, Brassicaceae. The record is from RefSeq and is a predicted model, not a curated record.